Exaiptasia diaphana is the source of this 7549-nucleotide messenger RNA. Its product is annotated as trichohyalin. The record is from RefSeq and is a predicted model, not a curated record. The transcript is spliced from 5 exons. Lineage: Eukaryota; Metazoa; Cnidaria; Anthozoa; Actiniaria; Aiptasiidae. The coding region runs from base 119 to 6586 and encodes 2155 amino acids.
CUCAAUCGAACCACCGGUAAAUGCCUAGAUAGCCGAUAURUUGUGUAUCGUAAGCAGCUAGCAAUGGACGACGUCAAGCGAGGUGAAUAGCUGUUGAUAUCAACCCGCUCUCGUUGUCAUGGAACCAAUUAUAGAGGAAGAUAGUAACAAUAAUCUCCAAGCCCUGUCCUUUCAACUGGAAGCGCUAAAAGAGGGCAUUUAUAAACGCGAUACUCAGAUCCAAGAACUCGAAGGAAGAUUCGACCAUGAGGCGGAAAAAACCGAGAAACUUUCCGAGCUUUUGAAACUGGAAGAGCAAAAGAACAAGGAUGGAAAACAACUUAUUGAGAACUUGACGAAAAAGCUCGAAGAAAGCGACGAAUUGAUCCGAGAUUUGAGGGAAAGACUUGGAAGUUCAAAAAAUUCAGAUGCAGAAGAAAGUCGUUCCAAUGAAAACUUAAACGAGCUGAAAGCUAGAAUCGARSCUGGGGAAARUCUCAUCAAAAAUGUUCAAAGUGAAAUGAGCUUAUGGAAAUCACGAUGUGAAGAUCUYGAGUCCACAUUAGCAGCCAAAAGAGAUGAAAUUGAAAAGGAAAAAUGUGAACACGAACAAGUCAGAUUCAAACUCUCCCAAAGUGAGGAGUUAUUGAGGAGUUUCCGCGAUGCAAAUCCACUMCUGCAGAACGUCAGCGACGACGACGGCGACGAGUCAAARUACCAAAAUAUCAUAACAGGACUAAAGGCAAGYAUUGAUAUCCAAAGUGAAAGGAAUAUCGAGCUUCACCAACAGCUCCAGCAUCUUAAGAAAGACUCCAACGAUGCAGAUAAACUGGUAAAGUCACUUCAAGAGGAGAUGGAGAAGGACAAGAAGUUGAUCGAAGAGCUGAACACCCAAAAUAGUCGUGAGUACCAAAGGAACGAGAAACUACGAAUGGACAUUCAACGGCUAAAGAGGGACAUAGAUAGYUGGAGGAAGAUUCAGACUGACAUGAAAGCUCAAUAUCAAGAGCUUCGRCUCAUGUACGACGGCGUUUGUAAACAUGCAGACGACCAAAAGCGAGAAAUGUUGGAGAUGAAGUUAGUGACGGACAGAGACAAGAGAACAAUUUCAAGGCAAAAGGAUGAGGUAGAUAAGCUUAAAGUACGUUCAUUGUCCUUGAAACAAACUUACGACGAUCUUAAAGAAAAGCACGAUGAAAACUUAAAGCUUUUAGAAGAUAAGAAAGUCGAAAACCGUAUCCUCUCAAGUCAAUUCCARAAUGCUAAAAAAACCRCAGCAGAGUUGACGUCCUCWAACAAAGAYUURAAGAAAAGAAGUGAGUUUAGUCAGAAGGARYUGAUYGAGAAACACAAAACCCUUUUACAGACAGAGGAAAAGCUGAAAGACCUAGAGAGCUUGCUGGAAGAAAAAGAUGUUGCCAUUGUAGAAGCUAAGGCAACAGUGAAAGAGGCCAACGAAAAAGCCGACAAGCGAAGUCAAGAAGCGAUAAACAAAGAGAGGGAUCUUAUAGACAGAAUUACCCUUGUGCAAGAUCUCCAGAAUCAAAUCCAAGCAUUAGAUGAGGAUGUUAAAGCAAAAGUCGAAAAUGAAGAAAAAAUGAAGCAGGUUAUCGCAGAAAAAGAAAACGAAAUUGAAGAAAGACGCAAAGAGACUAAAGAAAAGGAGGCGAUCGUCUGUGAAUUGGAACAAAGGAUUCAAGAGAUGGAAAAAAAUUCAAAAGAUCUUGAGAGCGUUUUGGAAAAAGUAAAAGAUGAACUUGAAAAGACGGAAUUUGAAGGAUCAGAAAAAGAGAAAAGAAUUGAGGCAUACGUACAGCAACUGGCAAGCAAGGAACAAGACAUAUCAGCCACCAGUGAGAAAAUUAAAGUAAUGGAAGAAGAGACGAAAACCGUGAAGAAUGAGCUCAGCCAAAAAGAAGAUCACUUCACGGAAGAGAAAAAUAAUUUGACUAAAAAGCUUGAAGAGGUUACUGCGGAAAGAAACACAAAAGAUCAACGUAUAAAUGAACUUUUGAACGAGUUGGACGAAGAACAGAAACGAGUUCACCUGCAGAAUCAACUCUUGAAAGACGUGGAAGUGAAGUUUGAGAGUGAAGAUCGAACCCUCAUUGAAUACGAAGAGAAGUUCAAAACAUACGAGAAAGAGAUUAGUGAGCUCAAACUAGCUCUUGGAGAAAAAGACCGAGUCAUGGAAGAACUGAAAAGAGAGCUUGAAGAAUCAGAAAUCAUCCAAGUUUACUUGAACGAAAUUGAUGCACUCAACAAAGUUAUUUCAGAAGAAAGAAACCUAAAUGAACAGCUUCAACAAAAGCUACAAAAGCAUGGUAGCGAAGAAGCCUCUCGAAUAGAAGAGGAGAAGAAGGAAGUCAUGUUUCAGAUGACAAAAGAGCUUAAGCGCGAGAAACAAACAAAACAAACGAUCAUAGAAGACCUUAAAGAGGACGUAAGGGUAUUGGAACACAACGUGGAAAACGAAAAGGAAAGGACGAGAAUGUUGAGUAAAGAAGUGGAGCAAAAAGAAAGGAAAAUGCAGAAUGAGCGGGAGAGUUUUCUGGAACACAUUGAAGAGCUUCAAGAACUCUACUCCAAAGAAAAGCAGGAGAGGCUCAAAACUCAAGAUAGAGUAACAGAGCUCGAAUCGCAAUUGAGAGAAUCUGAACGACAUCAAUACAAGAAAAUCGACGAGUUUAAAGGCAGGAGCAGGAGCCAAGUUCAUCUCGAGACCAAAAGUAAUCUUAUUCUUGAUCGCCAAGAGAAGAUCGAAGAACUCAAGCAAGAGAUAUCAACCAAAAAGGACCAGCUUCAUGAAGCGGAACAGCGGCUCCGUGAAGCCCAAAGGUUUCGCGAAAAUGAAAAACUUGAAUUCCAGAUUCUUUGUACCGAGAAAGAUGAACUGAUUUCCAGUUUGAAAAAAGAGAAUUUUGACUUGAAAAAAGGAUGGGAGAAAGAACGGGAAUGGAUGGAAGAGAAUAUAAUGGAAGAAAGUGCUCAAACAUUCCAGAACGCACUACAAAAAGACACAAGUGAAGUGGAUGGAAGUGGACUUUUGGCUUCCCAGGACAAAGCAAUUCAAGCACUAAAACAGAAGAUUGAAGCAGAUUUUAAUUUGGAUCAAAUAUUACCACUUGCAGACCAGUCAGAUGAAAAACGAUUAGACCUUCUUUACGAAAAAAGUCUGAAAAYCCACCCAAAAGUGUCUAAGAAAGAAGSCAUUAAAACAAUCAUCCAAAAGUUUGUAAUAGUGCUGCUUUUGAGUCCGCUUGCUUAUUUCUUUUCCAGUGAAAUUUCACUGAGUCUUGCCGCUGUCCUAAUGCCUUUGGCAUUUAUUAUUUACCACAGACCUUGGAAAAACGGAUUUGAUCAAGAGAAACUCCUCAACGAUGCAGUAAAUGGAUUGAGUGUGCGACUUGCUGCWGAAUGCGCUGACAAUAAUAACCUCCGUCACACUAUAGAAGAUAUGAAAAAGAGAGAUUAUCAUUACCAAAUGGGUCAAUACAAUACCAGAGGUGGUGUAAGAUUACACGAGCAAUUUGCCCAUGAGAGGAAACUGCUGAUCGAAGAACUUGAAAAACAGGCAAAGGAGGAACACGAAAAACAAAAGGAGGAACUAUCGAAGAUAAAACAGAAGCAAGAAGGCGACAGACGAAGGCUACAGCGUCAGCAAGCACUGAUCGAUAAAUUAGAGAUCAUUUUACAAGAAAAAGAAAUUAAAUCCAGGCUUGGGCAGUUCUGGGGUUAUGAGGAAUUAAAGAUGGCGAUCAAUCGACUAAAACACGAGCGAGAGAUAGAGAAGAAUAGACGUGAAUGCACCGACGAAGAAAUUAUUAAGAAGAAAGUAGCUGGUGCAGUUGAGGAAGCUGUUAGUAAAGAAAAUAGUUUCAAAAUCGAAACAUUCGUCACAGUGAUAAUUCUCUCAGGUGUUCUAAUGCUCUCAUUCUCWGCAAACCUUUCUCCUUCCCUAACUGUCGCUGGUAUCGUUGCCCUGGCAUCGUGCUCACUUGUUUACGGGGUAAAUUCCUGGAGAAAAAUCGAGUACUUUAAGAACCAGCUUCAUCUGGAGCAGAGCGUUGUAGAAUCACAGAAAGCGGAAAUUGAUGAACUUUCUCUACUAAUGGACAGGGAACACGAUGUUGUGACCAAACAAAAACAGGCCAUUGAGGCACUAGAGCAAAGACUGAAUGACGAAUAUAAGAAAAACAAGGACCACCAAUUAACAAUUGCAAAACUGACAUGGGUAUUCCAGGAAAGCGAAGAAAUGCGAAGCAUAUCGCAAAGUUUCAAAGAGUUUUCCUUUGCAAAAGAUUUUGAGCUCCAAAAACUAGCGGAAGACCACGCACGUGAUAAAUUCUCUGUUUUCAAAAGCAUGCAAAAACAACUUGAAGAACAUAGCUCACAUACAGAGGAGCAGCGCAAGACGAUUGGGGAUCUUAAGCAUGCCACUAAUGUGAUCGUAGAAGCAGCUGAAAAGCAAAUCUUGCACAUCAAGUCACAAAAUAAAUCAAGGCUUGAAAAAUCUAAAACCUCGUUCCUCAAGAAAAUUUCUAAAUGGGAAAUACUGCUGUUUGCUUUGGCCUCCUCGGCUACUGCUUUGCUAACACAGAAAAAGUUGGCUGUUGGAAUAUCUAUAUCAAUAGCUGUUGUUCUUGGAGUUUUUCAAUUGUUAAAACGCGCCCGACUCCAUCGGCAGUCAUCAAAUACUCUUACGAAAAGGAAGAUGUCAGAGACAGUCAAGAAACCUUCUCUGCAGCUUUCCUUCUCUGUUUUUAAGCAGUGUGGACUUGAUGUCAUCUUCAUGGCAGGACUAAUAUUUCUGUUUUAUAACGUAACUUCGYUUUCUUACGAUACUGCAAUGUAUUUUGGAAUCCUUGUGCUAUUACGUUUGAUAACGUAUGUGCUCCAUAARCGGUCCGUGAGCAAUGGAAUGACAUCAUGGAAUGAUGUAGUGGAAGAUCUCUGGAGUCAAAUCCAUGAGCGAACAGAGCUUAUCGAUGUCCAAACGCAGGAGAUCCAAACUUUGAAGAAGUUGCUGGAGGUCGAACGAAGCUACAGUCGUCACGCAGAAAGGCUUUUAAAGGAUGCCAAGGGAGCCAGCGAUGAAGGUUUCGAAGAACUGGCGGAGGCCGAAAGGCUUAAAAAAAGGGCUUCUUUACURGAAACCGAAGAAGAACGUCUAAUGAAUUAUGAACUAGACGAGAUGAAAAUCUUUCUAGAGGAGGAACAAAGAGCAAAUGUCCAACUGAGAAAAACACUUGCUGAGGUAGAAGAAGCCAAGCGCAAGUUAACAAAUGAGCUUACAAAUAUUAAGCGGAAACUUGAAAUGGAACAGAUCAAAAGGAAAGAAAUAACUGAUGCGAAGGAGGAGGAAGCGUUUCUUAGAGAUCGCAUAGAAGAACUCUUGRAAGACCUCGAAGCCGAACAGGGAACAAAGCAAGACCUUAACGCUCAGCUUAUCGAAGAACGAAGUUCACGUGAGCUUAAGGAAAUAGARCUUCAUGACCUUAAAGAGAAAUUCCGUGAUGAAAGACAUACAAAUCAAACUCUACGUGAGCAGUUGUCUAGCAAGGAAGACGAUCCUGACAGCGUUCGACGACAGUUAUCAACAACACAUCACGAGCUUGAAGAGGAAAGACUURCAACACAGAGGAACAACAUCAUUAUCAUCGAAGCUCUUCAUAAGCUUCGUGAACAAAAUAUGGUUUUAAGAAGACAGAUUGAAGACGCUAGAACCACUGACUCUGACUGCAUGAUGCAAAUCAAGGAGCAAAGUGAGGAGCAACAAGAGGAGAUAGAAAGAAUCCAAACAAUUUUGGAUGAUAUAGCUAAUACUAAGAAGGCGUUGAAAUAUCAAGACUUGAUGGACGAGCUACAGGAUCUCCGUCAAAAAAUUGCCGUCAGUGACAUAGCUCCGAACAGUCUUCUCGAAAAACUCGAACUCGAAAGAGAAAAGAACAAAAUCCUGGAAGAAGCAGUGGAAGAGCUGCAGCGGCAGCAAGUAGACCAAAGGAAGAUGUUUGAAGAUGAGAGACGACGGUCUAUAGAGCUAGCGAGACAAUUGUCUGGUGAAGAUAUUCCAAUGAUGGUCGAGCAAGACUCCAAGGAAGAGCUCGAAGACAAGCGUGGUGUGCUCUACUGGCUUGGAACUAACGGAGGGCUAACUGACUGGAAGAAUCCUGGAGAAAGCGGCCUUAUCCUAAUAAGCCGAUCAUCUUACGGGCAUGGCCGAGCAACCGACGUUGCCAAUCGUCGUCCCUCGUGGUGCAGCACGAGCAAUAAACCGAACCAAUGGUGGAAGAUUGACUUCGGUGAAAAACGCGUUGUCAUUCCGAAUGCGUACAGUCUACGUCACGGAUGGAGUGGAAACGCAGGCGCUUUACGUAACUGGGUGUUAGAAGGAUCUCUGGACGGUAGAAAAUGGAGUGUAUUACGUCAGCACUCUAAUGACGAAACUAUUAAUACAGCUUAUGGCUUUGGGUACUGGAAAAUUAACAACGAAGACGAGAAAAGUUUCCGUUUUAUACGCGUGAGGCAGACUGGGUUGAAUUCUAACGGAAGACAUGCGUUACGUCUUUGUGGUAUUGAAGUGUACGGUAGACUUGUGCUAGACUGAUGAUGUUGCAAGUGUAAUGGUAGCAACAAAUGACAGUACACUUCAAAAUUAAAUCUUUUAUAAUUUAUAAUAGUACUAGUUAUGUUCAUUUGUGAUGAAUUAGUCUUAUUUUUAAUUAAUUUGUUCUUUCUUAGAAUGUACAUUAGCAAUUAUCAUGCAGCAUUAUUAUUUCUUCAAAGUACAUAGACAUAUUUAUUUGUCUAAGAACUGCUCGUCAAUUUUUCCUUGACUAACAUUGGAAUAUUGCUGGUUUUCAACCAUUCCCAUGAGAUAAAAGACCGGCGGCCAUGUUGGAUGAAUGAAAUAGAUACUAAUGAGAAAUCCUUUGUCGACGUUCCUCCAAGAUGGAUGUUGUGACGUAACGUGAAAACCAUUUUAGAAUUCAAAGCGAAAAAAAAGGKUGUAUAGGAAUAGUUAGUCUCAACUCGGAGAAAGUCCAAUUUUCAAGGCUGUUGUAAUAGGCAUCAAUCAAUAUUUCUUCAUAUUAUACUGGACCUUAUACAAUUAUUGUUAUAGUCGAUCUCUUGCAGUUCGUGGGAAUGCAACUACGGCUGAAGGACAAAACAAUGGAUUCCAAGAAUUCCCAAAGGAAAUCUCUUUUGUUUUGUCCAAGCUGCUUUGACGUCACAUGUUCCAAGGGGUCUAUAAUUACCAUACAUAAUCCUUGGAAAAUGAUUCUUAUUCAUAUUUUUGUAUAUAUUCAUUGAUUUUUGAGAUGGUCUUGCAGUUCUUAAGACAUAUAUUGUAUAUUUACAGCAUAUUCAAGUAACGUUAAAUGAUUUUACUAUUCAAAUUAAAUAAUGCACACAUUUAAACCAUGUUAACGUUGUACAGCUCAAAACACAUUUAAACAAGUUAAGUUAAUGUUUUUGAAAAUAUAUGAGAAAGUAUUUCAAACUACGUUACACGUAAGCAGCUUAUUGAGUUUGAUAUCCAUAUUAAAUUUUUCAGCUUGAUAUUGAC